UCGUGUGGAGUUUUUUGCUCUUGUACUUAAUUACAAAUGAAGUUCACCCGAAAAAAUUCACUGCCCUUCAGCUGGCUUCGAAGAUCAUUUUAGAACUAUCCGACACCAAUAUGAUCUUCAGCCCGACGGCAAUCGAUUUGGCCUUGGCCCAAAUUUACCUGGGAGCCGCCGGAGAAACUGAAACCGAGCUGCGUAACGUCUUGGGUUUCCCUGGGAGAUCCAAGUCAGAGAUCAUGGAGACCUUUCAACGAAUCAAUCCCCACAUUUUAAUAAACAGUCGAAUGUUUGUGGCAAAUGGAAUAACUAUCCUACCAAGCUAUCAAAAAAUGUCGAGGAAAUACCUCCAUGUCGAUGCCGGGAGCAUGGAUCUGAAUUUCCAGGGUGCCAGUAAAAUAAACCAGUGGGUGUCAUCUAAAACCAAGGGCAAGGUCGUGGAUCUAAUAGAUUUCUCAAUGCUGGAUGAUGCAACGAAAGUGAUUCUCGUAAAUGUCGUCAGAUUCGUGGGUGAAUGGAAGAUCCCUUUGAAAAGAGCUUCAACGGGAAACUUUUAUUUGCCGGACGAAAGACGUUCGGUUGCCAUUAAAAUGAUGGACCUUUUCGGAAAUUUCAAAUACGACUUUCAAGACAAAUUAGACUCUCAUGUGACUAUAAUUCCCUAUGCCAACUCCAGCUUAUCUAUGCUCUUGAUUGUGCCCAAAUCUUUCCGGGGAAUCCGGAAGGCGGAGGACAAUCUAAGGUCACUCGAUUUAAGUAGUUUGAGUUUAAAGAAGCUUCAAGUUUCCUUGCCAAAAUUUUCGAUUAAGUACGACCAAGAUUUGGCGCAGCCAUUAAUUGAAUUGGGAGUAACGAACAUAUUCAACGAUGCCGAUCUCUCUGAACUUACCAAAUCGAAGGAAAAAAUUAGGAUCGACAGCAUACAGCACUCGGCCUCCAUUAAUGUGGAUGAAAAAGGAUCCAGGAUAGUAGCAGCUGCAGGCGAUGAAUUAUUAUUAUCUGCUCGAGCAAGAAAGAAAAAGAAAACUUUGGAAUAUGGUGGACUACUGGUCACUUGCAAUCGCCCUUUUCUGUUUGCCAUCAUUGAGAAUACGAAAAUAUUCUUCUUUGGACGAUUAAGUCGUCCUGAAUAGAAUAAAAUAUGCAUUCGCAAUUA
Drosophila rhopaloa is the source of this 1150-nucleotide messenger RNA. Its product is annotated as serine protease inhibitor 42Dd-like. Bases 111 to 1127 code for a protein of 338 amino acids. The record is from RefSeq and is a predicted model, not a curated record. The transcript has 2 exons. Lineage: Eukaryota; Metazoa; Arthropoda; Insecta; Diptera; Drosophilidae. Gene Ontology annotation, molecular function: serine-type endopeptidase inhibitor activity.